CCCGCCCGCGUGGCACGUCACAUCCUCGCCGCCUCAGCCGCUGUCUUCACGACGUGGCGGUAAUUCCAUUCCCAUUCUCAUUCCCUAGUGGUCGGUCAGUCGUAGUCAGGUCGCCGUAUGCCAUGAUUCUGCCGAGCGAGCGACACCCAUUAUCUGUCUCUCCCCCUCCGCUUGCUUGCUUAGUUGACUCUCUCUACCCUACCCUUCGUCAACCUCCUCCCAAAGGGCAAAGUUAAGCUUCGUUUGCCCCAUGUGAUGUGACCCAUCUCUCGUCGGGCUCUGAUUUUCGCUUUCACGGCCCUUUUUGAGGACUUAUACCAGUAUCAGUGACUGGUCUUCUCAGCUAGAUGCCCCUUUUAUAGAAAUCAAUAACCAUAACCAACGGAAUAAGGCAGAAUCAAAACUCAUUAUCUGUUGCGUUCUUCAGAGAGGAAUGAGAGGAAUGCCGGGCGGUGAAUACAUCUCAAGGUCCCAUGGAGUUCAAGUGGUGAAGACACACACAUAUGAUUGGCUAAUGCUUAUGCUGCUGGGGUUGAUUCUAACUGUGCUUAAUAUUAUCCAUCCAUUUAACCGAUUUGUUGGAAAAGAUAUGAUGUCAGAUCUCAAGUAUCCUCACAAAGCAAGCACUGUUCCAUUUUGGUCAGUUCCAGUAUAUUCAGUUAUGUUGCCAAUGUUGGUAUUUCUGUUAUUCUAUCUUCGACGACGAGACAUAUAUGACCUUCAUCAUGCAAUCUUGGGGAUUCUGUUUUCAGCACUCAUAACAGCAGUCCUCACUGAUGCCAUAAAAGCUGCUGUGGGCCGUCCACGUCCUGAUUUCUUUUGGCGAUGCUUUCCUGAUGGAGUAGAUGUCUACGACCGAUGGGGUAAUGUGGUUUGCCAUGGUGACAAGCAUGUCAUACGGCAAGGCCAUAAAAGCUUUCCCAGUGGGCAUACUUCAUGGUCAUUUUCUGGCUUGGGUUUCCUAUCAUUGUACUUAGCCGGGAAGAUAAAGGCAUUUGACGGUAAGGGCCACAUUGCAAAGCUCUGCGCAGUUUUGCUUCCUCUACUUUUUGCAUGCCUUGUUGGGAUUUCUCGCGUUGAUGAUUAUCGGCACCACUGGCAGGAUGUUUUUGCAGGAGGCCUCCUAGGUCUAGUUGUGGCUACCUUUUGUUAUUUGCAGUUCUUUCCACCUCCUUAUCAUAUUGAUGGAUGGAGAACUUAUGCUGCAGCAGCAACACAUUUAGGAAUAGGAAUAGGAAUAGGAAUGGCGGAGGAGUUGCAUCCCGGCCCUCGCAGUACUGUUGGGGGCUGCGAAGCUGAAGCUGCUGAGGUUGAAAUCCAGCCAAGUGGAAGGAACAACAAUUCAGAGUCAGAUAGAGAAAAGGGAGUGUACUUGUCGUCGUCAGUUUCAGGCAAUUCCAGCUUACCAGUUGAUCUAGAAUUUGGAAGAUCUUGAGGUUUGAAGGUUGUUGGUUGGCAUGGAUGCAUAUGUACAGACAUACAUGCAUGUUCAGGGAGGGAUGGAUACCAGUUUGUAUGUUUA
This is a messenger RNA of Andrographis paniculata, 1522 nucleotides long. RefSeq names its product lipid phosphate phosphatase 2-like. The transcript is spliced from 10 exons. The record is from RefSeq and is a predicted model, not a curated record. NCBI's taxonomy places the organism in Eukaryota, Viridiplantae, Streptophyta, Magnoliopsida, Lamiales, Acanthaceae. Gene Ontology annotation, biological process: phospholipid metabolic process. Bases 434 to 1435 code for a protein of 333 amino acids. Gene Ontology annotation, molecular function: phosphatidate phosphatase activity.